Molecule: messenger RNA, 1439 nt
Organism: Oryzias melastigma (Indian medaka)
Lineage: Eukaryota; Metazoa; Chordata; Actinopteri; Beloniformes; Adrianichthyidae
Gene: mogat2
Product: monoacylglycerol O-acyltransferase 2
Exons: 6
Coding region: 155-1162 (335 amino acids)
Biological process (GO): diacylglycerol biosynthetic process; triglyceride biosynthetic process
Cellular component (GO): endoplasmic reticulum membrane
Molecular function (GO): diacylglycerol O-acyltransferase activity; 2-acylglycerol O-acyltransferase activity
Source: RefSeq, a predicted model, not a curated record
UGGACUGAGAAAUCAACCCAUGCACUGAUAAGAUUGUUCAUGAAAGGUGAUGUUAGAGCGGUGAGAGGGAAGUACUUUAGACUCACUUCCUUUGAGGUUCUCUUGGACUCGUGCUGCAGAGCUUUGAACUGUCGUGUUCUCCUCAAAAACAAAGAUGAAGAUUGAUUUUGCGCCUUUGGACGUGCCCCUGCAGAGGAGGGUGCAGACCGCCGUGGUCCUGCAGUGGGUCUUCUCCUUCCUCGGUCUGGCACCACUCUGCAUCUUCCUGUUCUUCUACCUGCUCUUCACCCGCUUCUGGCUGGUCAGUGUGCUGUACGCCACCUGGUGGUACCUUGACUUUGACACUCCUGCGCGCGGAGGCCGCAGGGUGCCCUUCUUAUGUGGCCUCGGACUCUGGAACCACAUGAGGGAUUACUUCCCCAUCAAGUUAGUUAAGACGGCUGAUUUGGACCCAAAACACAACUACAUCCUGGGCUUUCACCCGCACGGUGUGCUGGUGGCAGGAGCCUUCACCAACUUCUGCACCUACGCCACAGGCUUCCAGAAGUUGUUUCCGGGCCUCACCUCCUACCUGCUCAUGCUGCCACUGUGGUUCAGAGCUCCUUUCUUCAGAGACUACGUCAUGUGUGGAGGUCUGAUUCCUUCAGACAAAGAGAGUGCGAGCUAUCCUCUUCGCCAAAAGCGUGGUGGAAAUGCUGUCGUCAUUGCGGUUGGUGGAGCUCCAGAAGCUCUUGAUGCUCAUCCUGGGACAUUCAACGUGCUCUUAGCUAAUAAGAAAGGCUUCAUCAAAAUGGCCAUGGAGUAUGGAGCUCAUCUGGUACCUGUCUUCUCCUUUGGAGAGAAUGAGGUUUAUGAUCAAGUUGAAAACCCACAAGGAACCUGGCUCCGAUGGAUACAGGAUCACCUGCAAAGGAUAAUGGGUAUCUCCCUGCCACUGUUCCAUGCACGUGGCAUUUUCCAGUACUCUUUUGGUCUCAUCCCCUACAGACGACCUAUCACGACAGUGGUUGGUCGUCCAAUAAAGGUGGAGAAAAAACAGAAGCCCACACCUGAGGACCUGGACGCCCUCCAUCAGCUGUACAUGGAGGAACUCAGCGAGCUGUUUGAGGAACACAAAGGCCGCUUCGGCGUGGACAAGAACACACACCUGAACUUUGUGUAAUCAGGAGCGGCAGAAAUGAGAUCUCUAUUUAUUUGUAGAAGUUCUGCUGUUGGAAGUUCAAAUGUUUCCAUUCUCUUUUGACAUCUGAGUUUGUGCUGCAAGAACUUUAUAAUCAGAUUAAAAUAUGAAUUUGUUUUACAUGUAAUUACUGUCAGAUUAUUCUGUUUUAUAAAGCAGAGCAUCAAAAGACAGAAAAUCCAUAUUUUAACUUGAAUGAAAAUUUAAUUAUUUCUGAACUUCUGAAAAUCAUUUAAUAAAAGACCUUUAAACAGUCAAA